This is a messenger RNA of Daktulosphaira vitifoliae (grape phylloxera), 1623 nucleotides long. RefSeq lists its product as uncharacterized. NCBI's taxonomy places the organism in Eukaryota, Metazoa, Arthropoda, Insecta, Hemiptera, Phylloxeridae. The transcript is spliced from 6 exons. Bases 561 to 1481 code for a protein of 306 amino acids. The record is from RefSeq and is a predicted model, not a curated record.
UUGACAUAAUUAAAUAGAGAAUUAAAAAAAUGUUAUUGUUAAGAUUAAUAUGCACUUAGUAAAUUUAUCAGGAAAGCUCAAUAUUCGUUUGAAUUUUUAUCGUAAAAGUAGGUCAAGCGCGACCGAGAAAAAUAAAUGAUAGCCACAAAAUAAUAAAAAAAUAAAUAAACCAAAUAGUAAAAUAAUUUUAAUAUGAAUAAGACAUUUUUUCUCACGAGGAGAGACUACAGUGAUGGGAUCCUUGAUAUUUAUUGAAGUUAUUGAAUCUAAACGAGAGAAAAAUCCUAUGAGUUGAAAAUAUUAUUCAUAACAUAGUUUUUUAAAAAUUCUAUGUGUCGACCAUCUGUUAAUAUAAUAUUUAAGUGGCUUCAAAUCAUAAAAAUACUAAAUCAAGUUACCAUGGAUACACUAAUGUUUAUUUUUAAAUACAUAUUAGUUUGUUUUUGCAUUUAGUCCAGAAGAGCUAGUCUUUUGUGCCUAUAUACUAUUAAAAACAGUCACAAUAAAUUGUGAAAAAAGUAUUUUGAUACAUUGAUUUUUUGCAACACAAUCAAAUUACAAUGACGGUAAAAAAAUUGUUUCGUCGGUUGGCAAGGGCCUUUACGUGUUGUCUUUCCAAAAAGCAGCGUAAUAUAAAUGAAAGCACGGACUGUUACUUAAGUCCAGUUAGUAGACAUGAUGUUCAGGAUUCAGGAACUCAAACAACGACUACGUUAGAAAAUGUAUCUGAUGAAAGGGUAAAUAUUGUUGACAAUAACAUUAACAAGACUGUUGAUGGAUGUGAAAUGUCGGAAAAAGAGGUUCACGAACUUGGUAUGGUGGAGCCUAACAUAACAGAUGUUGAAGGAGCAGCCAUUGUGGAAAAGAGUAUGCAGGAAGAGGAAGACAAGGAGUGUUACUUAAGUCCAGAUAGUAAUCACGAUAUGAAAUCUGGCACAAUGGACAACGAGGAUUCAGGAACUAAAACAACGACUACGUUAGAAAAUGUGUCUGAUGAAAGGGUAAAUAUUGUUGACAAUAACAUUAACAAGACUGUUGAUGGAUGUGAAAUGUUGGAAAAAGAGGUUCACGAACUUGGUAUGACGGAGCCCAACAUAACAGAUAUUGAAGGAGCAGCCAUUGUGGAAAAGAAAGACAUGGAGUGUUACUUACGUCCAGUUAAAACACGUAGAUUUAAAAAAGGUACUAUAUGCUUCUUCGGGAAAAAGAAGAAUUCUGGCACGAUAACUACAGAUAAUGGGCAAUGUUAUAAGUUCUAUAAAGAAGAUUUAAAUUUAGGUUUUGAUCGACGAUUUAAAUAUCCACUAAAAGUGAAAUUUGUUGUUGAUGAUUCACAGUCCAAAUGGGCCUAUGAUGUAGAAAUAAUUGGUGAUCCUUAUGUCCAAAGGUGCUAUUAUUGUUUAAAUGAUGAUCAUCUUGGUUUAGAAGACUGUAUGAAGUUACAGAUAGAUUCUUAUAAUUUUUACUAUCCUUAUAUAUAAAAUAACAGUACAAAACCAGCAGUUUGUAUUAUUUAUUCUGUUAAUGUUUCAAUAAAAUUUAUAAGUGUUUUAAGUUAUUAAUAAAAAUUAUGUUAAUACUUAAAAGUUAAUGUACUUUAAUAAUAUUUUAUGUUAUUUAUAA